CCUAAUUUGAUCAUUAGGCGAGGAGACGAAGAAACUAUUCCUGAUGUUUAGGUAUCGAUGGGUAUGCAUUUUACCUAGUCCUGCUAACUAUAAUCUUCAAUAAGAACGGCACUUUAUCACAUAUGUCCAUGGUAGUAUUAGCAUGAAAACUGGACAGACACGAUGUCGGCUCCUACUUUAACUGCCCCGACCUUUGAGCACCACCAUAGCGGGUUCGGCCUUGGCUACUCGCAACCUCGAAUUUCAUGGCAGUUUGUAGUAGCCCCUGAUACACCAGCAGGAUGGGACCAGAAAAGAUAUGAGAUUGAAAUCACAUGGUCAGCCGACCAAAAAGUCGAACAUGUCACAGCGUUUUCAAGGGAAUCGGUACUUGUCCCAUGGCCAGCACGACCGCUGAAAUCGAGGGAAAGUGCUGUGGUCAGAGUCCGUAGCCAUGGCAAAUGCGCAAAUGGGUCGGUGUCUCCGACGACAUGGUCUCCAGCGAGCAAAGUUGAAGCUGGAUUUCUCGACCGCGAUGACUGGAAAGCAUCAUUCAUCACCUCAUCUACCAGGAUUGGACCAAAUGGACCAUUGCAGCCGCUGCGAUUCCGGAAAGAAUUCACUUUGGAUGCUUCGCUAGGCGAGAAAUUCCAUGCGAGAUUAUACUUAACUGCGAUGGGAGUUUGCCAGCCGUAUAUCAACGGCAAACCUACGAGCGACGAGGAAAUGGCUCCCGGUUGGACUAGUUAUAAGCAUAGGCUAAACUAUCGAGUUCACGACGUGACUUCCUUGCUGAACCCCAAAGAAAAGAACGUCAUUUCUAUCGAGGUCGCAGAAGGCUGGUACGCUGGUACUCUCGGGUUUCGAGGAGGCACUAGGUUUCUAUACGGGGAUCGACUAGCUGCGCUGGCUCAACUCGAAGUCUAUGGCGAUGACAAGUCGACCCCCUCACUCGUAGUAUCUGAUGAAAGUUGGCGGUGCGCCCGUAGUCCUAUCCAAUCCAGCGAGAUAUACGAUGGGGAGGUCUAUGAUGCUCAGCUAGAAGAUCGAACGUGGAGUAUCUCUACUACUUCGUCGACUGCAAAGGACUGGACGCCCGUAACCAUAGUUCCGUGGCCUUCGGCAAACUUGGUUGCUCCAGAUGCACCCCCUGUUCGCAUUACUCAAACGAUAGAGGCAGUUGACUUAUUCAAGACCAAGAGUGGGAACACCGUCAUCGACUUCGGCCAGAAUCUUGUAGGCAGGAUUCAAGUGCAUAAGAUUGACGUUCCGAAGGGUACCAGGUUGACUUUCAAGCAUGCCGAAGUCAUGGAGCAUGGUGAACUAGGAAUACGGCCGCUGAGAUUAGCAAAAGCAACGGAUACGGUCAUAUCAGCCGGCGAUGUGAUUGAGAACUGGGCCCCGAAAUUUACAUUCCACGGUUUCCGUUAUUUGCAGAUAGACGGCUGGCCGGAAGACAGUCCUUUGCUUUCUAAGGAUAACUUUGCUGCCCAGGUCAUGCACACAGAUCUCAAGAGAAGAGGUGACUUCUCUUGUUCCAAUGCUUUGGUCAACCAACUGUACCAGAAUGUUAUCUGGAGCAUGCGUGGUAACUUUCUCUCGAUCCCUACAGAUUGCCCGCAAAGGAACGAGAGGCUUGGUUGGACAGGAGAUAUUCAAGUUUUUUGCCCAACAGCUAGUUUCCUGUUUGAUACGGUCGGAAUGCUAAAAGACUGGCUCCAGGAUCUUGCGGCAGAGCAGCUACAAGAGGGACGAGGCGGUAUUCCGCCGUUUAUAUGCCCCGAGAUCCCAAUGUCAGGUUGGCCACACAUGCCCGAAGCUAUUUGGGACGAUAUUGUUGUCUUAACCCCACACGUUCUCUAUCAGUUCUCUAAAGAUGAACAAAUCCUUUCUCGUCAAUUUUCGAGUAUGCAGCAAUGGCUCGAGAAUGGGGUCAAAAGAGGGCAUGAUGGUCUUUGGGAUGAAGAUCAUUGGCAGCUCGGUGACUGGCUAGAUCCUAAAGCACCCCCUAAUGAUCCGUCAAACGGCCCAACAGACACAAUUCUCGUCGCAGAUGCGUAUCUCGUCCAUACCACUGAAGUUUUCACCGAGAUCUGUAAAGUCUUGGGGAAGGCUGACCUAACCGAGAAAUACGGUUUGCAGACGGAAUAUCUAAGGCGCAAAUUCCAACACAAAUACAUUACACCGGCUGGUAAGCUUGUGUCAAACACGCAGACAGCCAUUUCACUAGCCAUAGAAUUUUCGCUGUACUCAGGUUAUCAAGAACUUAGCCUGGCAGCGCAUGAUCUCACGAAGCUGGUCCAAAAAGCCAGGUUCAAUAUUGCUACAGGCUUUGCUGGGACACCAAUUAUCGCUCAUGCUCUCACCAGAGUGCAUCGAUCACAGCUCGCUUAUCGGAUGCUGCUUGAGAAGACCAAUCCAUCUUGGCUAUACCCGGUGACCAUGGGUGCCACUACCAUCUGGGAAAGAUGGGAUGCUAUGCUCCCUGACGGUUCCAUUAAUCCAGGCACAAUGACUAGCUUCAACCAUUAUGCAUUAGGAUCUAUAGCAGACUGGUUGCACGCUACAGUUGGCGGCAUCAGUCCAGAUGAGCCGGGCUGGAAACGGAUUCUUGUUCGUCCUAUCCCUGGCGGCAACAUCACUGAUGCAAACGUGUCGUUCAAUGGGCCGUACGGUCUGAUAAGCUGUAGGUGGAAAGUGGUUAACGGGAAAUUUUCUAUGACUUUGACUAUUCCUCCAAAUUCCAGUGCGAGGGUAUUUUUGCCGUUAGACGACAGGAACGAUGUCUGCAUUGACGAAACCGAAGGUCAAAUCCUAGGAUCUGGCACUCAUAAUCUAGAAUGCAAUUUUGAGGCGGCAGAGUGGCCACCUAAGAGGCUUAUUGCUCCCCAUAUACAACCACCCGAGGAAGACAUUGCGUAAAAUAAGUCAAAGAUAUGGAUUUCUGGGUGAUGGAGAUAAAUAUAUCCUAACGAAAUUAUAAGCAUGAGGGAUAUGAGUUAUAGAGUUUCAAGCGAUAAUAAGAACGAAAGAAUGUUUGUGUUACUCAAGUUAAAAUGACUAAGCUUCCGGAAUGGCUUACCUAAGAC
This is a messenger RNA of Annulohypoxylon maeteangense, 3068 nucleotides long. Its product is annotated as bacterial alpha-L-rhamnosidase-domain-containing protein. The transcript has a single exon. NCBI's taxonomy places the organism in Eukaryota, Fungi, Ascomycota, Sordariomycetes, Xylariales, Hypoxylaceae. Bases 163 to 2901 code for a protein of 912 amino acids. The record is from RefSeq and is a predicted model, not a curated record. Gene Ontology annotation, biological process: carbohydrate metabolic process.